AUGGGUCGAGAAGUGGAAAACCUUAUCAAGGAAAAUAUGGAGUUACUCGAUAUGAAAAAUGCCUUGAAUAUUGUCAAGAAUGAUCUCAUCGCUCGAGUUGACGAAUUGAGCAGUGAGAACGCCAUCCUUCGCGAUGAGGUACAUAGCCUCGAAAUGGUACGGGUAAAAAUGGGUGACACGAUAACGAAGCUCGAAGAGGAAGUGAAGACAGUCAAGCAAAAACUGGCUGAAAAGGAGGCUGAAGCUGAGGAGGAGGAAGUUCCAUUGGCACAGCGAAAGAGGUUCACUCGUAUGGAGAUGCAAAGGGUUCUCAUCGAUAGGAAUAUGUAUAAA
Messenger RNA from Cylicostephanus goldi, 333 nucleotides. The record is from the annotation of a GenBank genome assembly. NCBI's taxonomy places the organism in Eukaryota, Metazoa, Nematoda, Chromadorea, Rhabditida, Strongylidae.